AUGCUCAGUUCUCAGGCCUUUGGUGGAGGGAGGAAAACAAAUCCGCACUUAAAGCCCACAGACAACCUGGGCACUGGGGCGGCGGCAGUCGCACCGCUUUGCUCUCUGUCACUACUGCCGCUGACGGAGAGCUCUGCCGUUCAGCGUUCGUGGCGCUUGCUCGCUUUGGCAGGGGGAAGCCGCAGGGCUGCCGAGCGGCGCCGCCGGAGCCCCGGGUACGGCCGCUCCCGGCCCGGCAGUGACAGCCACAGCCACCGCCACCGCCCUUCUGCCCCGGGCUCCGCGGCCGCUCCGGACCCCGGCGGGCCCCACAGGCCAGCGGCUGCCAGGCAAAGCCGCGGGGCGCGGGAGGAGCCCCGCGCUGCGCCGCCGCCCGCUCCCGGCCGGGACCGGCCGCCCCGCGCCGCCACCUACCGCGCCCCGGCCUCCCUCAGCUCCCGCCGCGCUGCCGCGGCCUCUCCCGCAGCCUACCCGGGCCGCGGCGAGUGGCGGCCGGGCAGGAGGGGCCGAGCGUCGCCACAUCGCCCGCCCCGCCCGCGCUCCCGCACACGCCCCGGGCCGCCGCUGAGGGGCGGGGAAGCCGCGGGCGCCAUCUUGGCAGCGGGCAGGGGCAGUGCCCGCCCGGGGCAGCCGGGGCAAGGGCAGCGCCGGUGGAGAAGGCAUCCGCAGCCUGGGGCGUCUCACCCACAGAGCCGGCUGUUCCUGCCCGGCCUGCGGCCCUCGGCCGCACUGAGAGCGUGCCCAUGCUUGAAGGCACCAGUUGUUACUGCAGAAGACUGCAUCAUAAAAAUUGUUCUUUCCUUCACCAAACUGAGUUCUCACUCAAAUGUUCUCUUCCCAAAAGUCUCCAGAACUUUGCUAAAAAACAAAGUAUCCCUGCUCCAGAAGGACGUUAACAAAGUUUGGGAGAAGGAUGUACUAGUGAUAGUGGAAACAAAGAAUGCAGAAUUUGCAAGCCGCAAGGACAUUUGGCAGAACUCCCAAGAUAAGGAAGAAACGAACAAAACCCACUCAGUAACUGGGCUGAAGUCAGCCCCAACUGAAAACUACAAACUCCAACUUUUGGUGGCGUAUGUCCUUCAGAAAAACCCUCGGCCUUCUUUGAGGCACUCCAAAGAAGCGGGUUAUUUCUGUGGGGCCGGGGCCGGUGGCAGCAGCAGCGCCUCAGCGUUGGCCGCUUCCAGCGGGAAGGGCAGCGAGGCCGCAGCAUCCCCGGGCGGCCGGGGGAGCCCCUCCGGCCCCGGCGGCGGCCCCGGGCUGCACAGGGAGCCCCUCGGGCCCCGGCGGCGGCCCCGGGCGGCAGAGAGAAUUCAUCCGGCCCUGGCGGGGGCGCAGAGGAGGCGCCGCUGUCCGCCGCCGGCCCGGGGGCGGGGCGAGGGGCGGGCCGGCCGCGGCAUUCGAAAGUCGCUUGGCGGGCAGGGCUUCCUCUUCACCCUCGUCCUCCUCCGCCGGGGUCCGCGCGGGGCCGGGCCGGGCCGCGGCGCCGUUUCUCGGGCGAUGGCAGCGUGGGAGGCCGCCGAAAUGUCCUUCUUCAGUCUGAGCGACGUGAGGGAGCGCAUGCGGGAGAAGAAAAAGGGUCCCUUGAGGACUGCGAAGUUGAAUGCCUCUCUUGCGUCGAAAAUCAAAACGAAGAUCAUCAACAACUCCUCCAUUAUGAAAGUCUCCCUAAAGCAGAACAAUAAAGCACUGGCUCUGGCCCUCAAUGCAGAGAAAGCCAACGCACAGCGGCUCACCCAGGAGAAGACCGUCCUACAGAAGGAGGUGAAGCAGUGCCACUUCCAGAACGCUGUGCUGCGGCACAAGCUCUCCUUCCUGAAUAGUAUGUUGAAAAAAAUGGACAAUCUUAUGGCUGCAGUUAAGAUGGCCGAGCUGUCUGAGUUCCAUAUAAAGUCUUCAUCCUUGUCCAGUGACCAGAAGAGCAUCAUGACUGAAGAUAGCUGGGCUGAUGAUAUUGUAGAUGGUCAGCUUCUGAGGUUUACACAGAUACCGAUGAGAGUGCCCAUUUCCAAGCUGCAUGAUGCAGAGCAGCAAGCUGGCAGCUCCACAGCACUACAAAGAUCCUCAGGAGAACUUCAGAGACCUGCUUCUAAUGCAGGAGAACUUCAGAGACCUGCUUCUAAUGAGGCCCUGGAAACUGUGCCUGUUGCCUCCGAAGGUUCUUUGCCACCACAGCAUGAUGAGAUACCUCAGUUCCACCGGGAAGAGAAUGGCAAGAGGGUGACUGAAGCAAUGGCAACAGAGGGGGGCUUUCAUGACUCUCACAUAUUUGGAGAGAUCUUGUGCAGCACUGAACAAAAUCCCAACAAUUUGCCAACGCUUGCCUUGCAAAGUCAUACUCUUUCAUAUGAGGCUGAUGAGAUGGCAAAACAUUUAUUUGAUCGUCUCUCACAAGGGCACGUUACCCAGAGGAGAAAGCGUUCCACCCUGUUUGCCACAAGCACUCCAUCUUCUGCUCUGGAUAUCUUCCCACGUGUCAGUUCCACUCAGGCAGCCUGGGAUGGUACUGCACAGGACAACAGCAGCUCCAGCAGGAACAACACACAGCAACAGCUGCCAUCUCCCAGCCCCCUGGCUUCACCUGCUCCAACUGCUCUUGUUUCUCAUAGAAACUCUGUGGGUAAAGAGACCUUUUGUGAGCAGCCACAGACAAAAGAUAUGGGGUGUGGUGUUGAAACGGACCCUAGCUGUAGCCAAGUCCCUGAGUUUGUUCCUGUAAAGGUUAAAAGCAAAGGUAAGUGUAAAACCAGAGCGAAAGAGACUGUUAAAAAAGCAAGAACAGGAAAAAAGAAAACAACUGCAAUUGAAAACAAUGCAGAAAGUAGUCCCAACAGAUCUCAAGGUGAAGAGUAUGCUCAAAAUACAAAGCUUCUUCAGCCGGAAGUUGCAACAUGUUCUAGUGAGACUGAAGUCUGUGAGAUGGGGCAGAAGGUGUGUGAGGGGGCUUUUGACAGGAGGAAUGGAGACUGUGGUGUGGAGCACCAUUCCCACUCUCCUGAUGGAGUCCAAGGCUUUGGAAGUACACAUGAGGUGAAUCCAGCACAGCUGCAGAGUCUGGAAAGUGUUGACUCAAUGCAGCAGGUUAAGAAGGGAGCUAUCUUUGAGAUGCAAAGUAUGGAGAGCUUGCUAAAACCCCCAGUUCAUACCUUCUCAAGUCAUGAAGUUCCCUCAGGUGAUUCCAGUAUAGAGAAUUCUACAAAAUUCUCACGUGUGAGCAGAAAGAGCAUCAGACAGAAAGCCAACAGAAAAACUAGAGUAAUUGUGCAAAGGGAUGAUUCUGAUGAGGAAUAUCUACCAAACAUUGUGAUAAUACCAGAGUCCAAGGCUGAAGAACGGCCUAAAAGAAGCCAAACAAUCAGGAAGAAUACUGCCAGGAAUAGCAAUUGUGAUCAGAGAAAUGAAGUUCAUGUUUUUAGGCCCUGCAUAGAUGUUCAAGGAGUAGCUAAUGGGAGCACAAAGGAUUUGCCAGGUAAUGUAAAACAGCGCAGGGAAACAUAUAUUGUCCAUCCUUUGGAUCUUGCAGGAAAUUCGGGUCGUUUCCAGACAGAAUCUGAAGGGAGUGAAAAUCUACCUCCCACAUCUGUUCCUGGGAGCAAACGGAGCAAAAUCCCCAGACCUGUUAAGAGCAAUCAAAAGAGCAAUAAAAAACAGACAGGGGACCUUCAAGAAGAAGGGCAAGGUGAAGGUGACCACAACAUGAAUGCUUUGACGAAAGAAGCCUCUUGCAAACCCAGGCCUCAGAGGAAGAGGAGCAACCCUGAACCUCCAGAGACUGAUUCCCUGGCCAGAAAAAGUGAUGGUGCCAAGGUUCUCAUUGGGAGUUCCACAGAACUUGCGUCCAAGCAGACUGUCCUGAUGGGGAAGUUUUCCUGCAUUAGCCAUCUGCUGUCUGAGCCAGGUGAUUUCCUGGAGGAGCAGCUACCUGAGAUAUCACUUGCAGAUAGUCUUGCAGACCUUUCACACAGUCUUGAAUCCUCCCGUGUGAGCAGUUCUGCAGUUUUGUCUGUCAGCUCCAGACUUACAGAUGUAACAGUUUCCAAGAAAUUAAGUACUGAGGGCAAUAGAAUGCCAGCAAAACCCCCUGUUUCGCUGAAAAACUCCCUGAUAUUUCAAGAAAUUACUGCAGAGGAAGUAUCUGGGGAAAGAAACCAAGUCCAGUCAAGUUCUUGGAGCUCACCUUCACAGAAACCUGAUACCAGGCCACUACAGGACUUGAACAAUGCCAGGGUUGUGUCUCAGUCCAGCUCAGAGGAAGCAUCAAGGCGCUCAUCUAGGCGGAACCGGAAGCCAACCUGCUACAAAGAGCCAUCAAUCGGCAGGAAACUGAGGCAGGGUGACCCAUUUACAGACACUGAGUUCCUCCACUCCUCUCUCUGCAAUAAAAAGCCAAAGCCAGUCAAAGCCAAGCGAAUGACCAAGAAGAUGAAAGAGAACAAAGAACAGCUUCCUGAAGGAUCUCUCAGUGCCAAGGCAGGCAAGUUGGUGACAACAGAAAGGAUUAGAAUGGUGGUUGAAAGCAGCCCCCAGGCUCCUAGAAGCUCAUGUGUUUAGCCACAAGGCUAUGGCUUUGAACACAGAGGCCCAAGCAAAGAUGGAAGUGGCUGACCAGGCAGAUGAACUAUUCCAACUAAGGCAACCCAAGGACCAAUUUGACAAAUUGAGCUUUGUGCCAUGGAUUUCUUCUGUUUUGAAAUCUUUAGGACUUACGGAGUGGGGAAAGUGGUUAACACAAAUUGAUGGAUGUCUGUUUUAAUGAUGGGCAUGGCCCUUAUGUGCUGUAUGAUUAGCUCCUAGCUAUCGUCUGCUUUUUUCCUGUUCUCUGCCCCUGGCUGCCAUGUAAAGCUCUCUGCAGCAGAGCUCUACACCAACCAACAUUAAGGAAUGCUUGAAACGCAGGGUACUUAGGAGCAGAUCUAAACAUGUCUUGUCUCAAACAUUCUGAGUAUUGCUGCAGGAAAGGUGAUCAGAGGAGAGGGUCCCGUGGGACAGAGCUGUUCAAAAACAUCUCCCCUUUUCCUAUCACUCCUUGCCCUUGUUAAAAAGUACCUCCUUCAGCCUUCUUGUAGCUCCUUGAGGUACUGCUAGGUGUGAUAAGGUGUCCCUCGCACCUUCUGUUUUCCAGGCUGAACAACCUCAACUCUCUCUGUCUGUCUUCAUAGGGGAGGUAUUUCACCCUUCUGAUCAUCUUUGUGUUCCCCCUCUGGCUUUGCUCCAACAGGUCCAUAUCCCUCUUAAACUGGGAAUCACAGAGCUGGACAACAGUACUCCAGAUGGGGUCAGUUGUGUUUCAGGAAAUCCUUUACUCUUCCACUGCAGUACCCACUGGCUUCAAGCACUUGCUUUUUUUAGGGUCUGCUGUGCAACUUUGAAGAUUAUUGAUUUUAAAUGUUGAGAGAGUGGUGGGGAAAAGAAGGGAUCACACAGUUGUAAAAGGGAAGGAAAUGUGCCUGUUUGGAAGCAGGAAAAAUAUUUCCUCUAUGGCAGAGCAGGGAGAGGGCUGCUCUUUUCUUCUGACCAUACUUACUCCUUCUCCUUAGCACUUCAGCAACAUCUGUCAGUUCAUGAGGAUAGGCUGGGUCUUGCUGUACUCUGUAUUCAGAGGACUCCAGAAGAUGGAAACUUCAUUAGUAGAGGGAAAACAGUGUCAUCAGCAGUCAGGUAAAUGCUACUAUAUAGCUUACAUUUAAGCUGUACCAUUAAGUUAUUAAAACUAGGAAAAAAAAGCCUGAGAUUCAAAAAUGCCUUCUUAUUUAUUUGUUCAGUUUUUUGUAAGUCACCAAGCUUUCUCUGGUAUUCUGUAACUCUGGAAGCCAGGUAGGAGCUAGUCAAUAACAAUUAUAUAUUGUAUACACUUAUAUAACACUUGUUAUAAGUGCUGUUGCAUUAGAACCUGCCUGUAUUGAUCGACUGAUGUCAGAAGCCAGGUCAGGAACUUAGAUCUCCAAGUGUUCCCACUAAUUGUUUUCAUUGCCUCUGUGGGUCAGAAAUGGGACUUUUUCCAGCUGCACUUAUGUGCAUGUGCUAGUAACAGAACAGUAGAUUGUAUUCAUUGACAUUGAAGGUAUGGAGACAGGUGCUAGCAGUUACAGAGCUGUGCUUCAAACACAGGGUAAUGGGAGCUCCUUUAGUCUAACAUUGGUGUCUCUAAUCUAUCCUAAUCACCAGCCCUAGCAGUCAGCUGGAGGGGGAGAGUUUAUUCAUGUGUAACCAGUUUGUUUUGCGCAGCAAUGAUGUAUCAGUUUGUAUUACUCUUAAAAUAAAAUUUCAAUGCAAGUGGUAUUUUCAAA
Messenger RNA from Zonotrichia leucophrys gambelii, 6284 nucleotides. RefSeq lists its product as uncharacterized. The coding region runs from base 1 to 4548 and encodes 1515 amino acids. Gene Ontology annotation, biological process: meiotic chromosome segregation; meiotic sister chromatid cohesion. Gene Ontology annotation, cellular component: kinetochore; chromosome, centromeric region; nucleus. The record is from RefSeq and is a predicted model, not a curated record. Lineage: Eukaryota; Metazoa; Chordata; Aves; Passeriformes; Passerellidae. The transcript is spliced from 14 exons.